Molecule: messenger RNA, 4493 nt
Organism: Eutrema salsugineum
Lineage: Eukaryota; Viridiplantae; Streptophyta; Magnoliopsida; Brassicales; Brassicaceae
Product: DNA topoisomerase 2
Exons: 18
Coding region: 1-4299 (1432 amino acids)
Biological process (GO): resolution of meiotic recombination intermediates; DNA topological change; sister chromatid segregation
Cellular component (GO): nucleus
Molecular function (GO): ATP binding; DNA topoisomerase type II (double strand cut, ATP-hydrolyzing) activity; DNA binding
Source: RefSeq, a predicted model, not a curated record
AUGGCUACCAAACUCCCGCUGCAGAGCAGCAACAACGUCAAUGUGGGGAAGAAGCCGGCGGCAUCGCGAGCCGGCGGGAAGACGAUCGAAGAGAUGUACCAGAAGAAAUCGCAGCUCGAGCACAUCCUUCUCCGUCCAGAUACUUACAUCGGAUCUAUUGAAAAGCAUACCCAGACUCUCUGGGUAUACGAAAACGAAGAGAUGGUGAAUCGUCCUGUCACUUACGUCCCUGGCCUUUACAAGAUCUUCGACGAGAUCCUCGUGAACGCCGCCGACAACAAACAGAGGGAUCCGUCGAUGGAUUCUGUCCAAGUUGUGAUUGAUGUUGAACAGAAUCUGAUCAGCGUCUGUAACAGCGGAGAUGGAGUUCCCGUCGAGAUUCAUCAGGAGGAAGGCGUUUAUGUGCCUGAGAUGAUUUUUGGUCAUCUUCUGACUAGCAGCAACUACGAUGACAAUGUGAAGAAGACCACCGGUGGAAGAAACGGGUAUGGUGCGAAGCUUACUAACAUCUUCUCCACUGAAUUCACCAUAGAAACUGCCGAUGGGAAGAGGCAGAAGAGAUACAAGCAGGUGUUUACAAACAAUAUGGGGAAGAAGUCUGAGCCGGUGAUAAGCAAGUGCAAUAAGAGUGAUAACUGGACGAAGGUCACUUUCAAACCAGAUUUGGGGAAAUUCAGCAUGACUCAUUUAGAAGACGAUGUGGUUGCUCUAAUGAGUAAAAGAGUGUUUGAUAUUGCUGGAUGUUUGGGAAAGACAGUGAAGGUGGAGCUGAAUGGUAAACGAGUUCCAAUCAAAUCGUUCAGUGAUUAUGUUGAUCUUUACCUUACCGCAGCCAAUAAAUCAAGGACUGACCCUCUCCCAAGGAUAACUGAGAAAGUUAGUGACAGAUGGGAGGUGUGUGUGAGCCUAAGUGAGGGACAAUUUCAGCAGGUUAGCUUUGUCAACUCCAUUGCCACAAUCAAGGGUGGCACACAUGUUGAUUAUGUGACCAGUCAGAUCACAAACUACAUAGUCAAUAUCGUGAACAAGAAGAACAAACACGCCAAUGUUAAGGCUCAUAACGUGAAGAACCACCUGUGGGUAUUUGUCAAUGCUCUGAUUGACAAUCCUGCUUUUGAUUCUCAAACAAAAGAAACAUUGACUCUUCGACAGAGCAGUUUCGGGUCUAAAUGCGAACUUUCAGAAGAUAUUCUGAAGAAAGUGGCUAAAUCCGGAGUAGUAGAAAAUUUGCUUUCAUGGGCAACUUUCAAGCAGAGCAAAGACCUUAAGAAGAGUGAUGGAGCUAAAAUUGGGAGGGUUCAAGUUGAGAAGUUGGAGGAUGCAAACGAAGCUGGAGGGAGGAACUCCCAAAAGUGUACACUGAUAUUAACUGAAGGAGAUUCAGCUAAAGCUCUAGCUAUGGCGGGGCUGGGUGAAGUGGGUCGGGACUAUUACGGUGUGUUUCCACUUCGAGGAAAGUUAUUGAAUGUCAGGGAAGCCAGUACCACUCAGAUCACUAACAAUAAGGAAAUUGAGAACAUUAAGAAGAUCCUUGGACUAAAGCAAAAUAUGGUGUACGAAAACGUUAACUCACUGAGAUAUGGCCAUAUGAUGAUCAUGACCGAUCAAGAUCACGAUGGUUCCCAUAUAAAGGGGCUGUUAAUCAAUUUCAUCCACUCUUUCUGGCCGACGUUACUUAAAGUUCCAUCGUUCCUUGUUGAGUUUAUAACACCGAUUGUGAAGGCUAGCAACAACAGGACUAAAACGGUUCUGUCAUUUUACUCAAUGCCCGAGUACGAAGAAUGGAAAGAAAGUCUUAGGGGUAAUGCAACCGGAUGGACUAUCAAAUACUACAAGGGGUUGGGUACAAGCACGUCUAAAGAGGGCAAAGAGUAUUUUAAGAGACUUGAUCUUCACAAAAAGGACUUUGUCUGGGAGGAUGAACAAGAUGGUGAAGCUAUUGAGCUUGCAUUCAGUAAAAAGAAAAUCGAAGCCCGAAAGAAUUGGCUUUCGAAUUUUGAGGCUGGCACUCAUCUUGACCAGAAGGAACAGAAAAUUACGUACAGUGAUUUUGUGAACAAAGAACUUAUCUUGUUCUCAAUGGCGGAUCUCCAAAGGUCAAUUCCCUCCAUGGUUGAUGGGCUAAAACCUGGUCAGCGAAAGGUUCUUUUUUGUUCGUUUAAGAGGAAUUUCAUCAAGGAAGCCAAGGUCGCCCAAUUCGCUGGUUAUGUAUCGGAGCACUCAGCUUAUCAUCACGGCGAGCAGUCUCUUGCCAGCACCAUCAUCGGUAUGGCGCAGGAUUAUGUUGGCAGCAACAACAUCAACCUGCUGCAACCAAUUGGUCAAUAUGGUACACGAACUGCGGGUGGAAAAGAUGCAGCCAGUGCAAGAUACAUUUUUACUAAGCUUUCUCCAGCAACAAGGGUCUUGUUUCCCAAGGAUGACGAUGUCCUCCUUAACUACUUGAAUGAAGACGGUCAAAAGAUAGAGCCAACAUGGUACAUGCCCAUCAUUCCAACAGUAUUAGUCAAUGGCUGUGAAGGUAUAGGAACUGGGUGGAGUACUUUCAUACCAAACUAUAACCCAAGAGAGAUUGUUGCCAACGUAAGGCGUCUACUUAAUGGUGAAAGUAUGGUGCCUAUGCAUCCCUGGUAUAGGGGUUUUAAAGGAACCAUUGAGAAAACUGCGUCCAAAGAAGGCGGGUCAACCUACACAAUCACUGGUGUGUGUGAGGAGAUAGAUGAAACGACUGUUCGUAUUACGGAGUUACCAAUCAGAAGGUGGACCGAUGACUAUAAGGAAUUCUUGAACGCACUGAAGACAAAUAAUGUCCCUUUUUUUCUGGAAAUCAGAGAGUAUCAUGACGAAUCGUCAGUGCACUUUGAGCUUACAAUGAGUGAAGAGAACAUGGCGAUAGCUCGGCAGGAGGGCUUUCUGAAAAUGUUCAAACUCACCACGACAGUCGGUACAACCAAUAUGCAUCUCUUUGAUGAAAAGAGCGUGAUAAAGAAAUAUGCGACUCCAGAGCAAAUUCUUGAAGAGUUUUUCGACCUCAGGCUCCAAUACUAUGAGAAGAGAAAGAAAAUUAUGCUGGAGAAUAUGGAACUGGAGCUACUGAAGAUAGAAAACAAAGUGAAGUUCAUUCUUGGAGUUGUCAGUGGAGAAAUAAUAGUGAACAAUAGGAAGAAGGCUGAUCUCGUCCAGGAAUUGAGACAGAGAGGGUUUACACCAUUCCCAAAAAAGGCCAAGCCCGUUGAAGCGGCAGUUGCUGGAGCAGUCGAUGCAGAUACAACUGAAGAAAACUCAGAUGCUGCUCCUGCUUCAAGUUCAAGCUCCACGUUUAUAACUGGCUCAGAGUAUGACUACCUAUUGGCACUGGCCAUAGCAACGUUGACUCUAGAGAAAGUACAGGAGUUAUGUGGAGAUAGAGAUAAAAUGAAGGAAGAAGUUGAGGACCUGAAGAAAGCCACACCAAGAUCCCUCUGGCUCAGAGACCUAGCGUCUCUUGAUGUAGAACUAGAUAAACUUGAUCUGAGCGAUGCCCAAGCUGAAGAAGAGAGAAAGGCAACACAAAUCAGGCUCAGGGCCGGUAAUGGAGCACCAGCAAAGGGUAGAAAACAGCAGGUGACAAAGAAACCAGCACCGAAGAAGACCACAAAGAAAGCCAUUGAAUCAGAAACCACAGAGACUUCCAGUUCAGCAAUGGACACAGAGAACACCGUUGUGGAAGUGGCGAAGCCAAAAGGUAGACAAGGAGCCAAAAAGAAGGCGCCUGCUGCUCCAGCUGCAAAGGUCGAUGAAGAUGAGGAUGAGAUGAUGGAUCUAGCUCAAAGGCUUGCUAAGUACAGUUUCGGCGCCACCUCUGAGAAUUCAAGCAAAACAUCGACAGCAAUAGCUUUGGAUGACGAUGAUGACGACGUGGUGGUUGAGGUUACUGCAAAACCAGCAAAAGGAGGAAGAAAACCAGCGGCGAGUAAAGCAGCGAAGCCACCGGCAGCUCCGAGAAAACGCGGACCAGCGGCGAGCAAGAAGCAGCCAGCGGCGGAGGUUGUUAAUGUGUCGCCGGAUAAGAAAGUGAGGAAGAUGAGAUCGUCACCGUUUAACAAGAAGAGUGGUUCAGUGAUGGGGAGGUUAGCUGUUAGUAACAACAAUAAGGAAGAGGAGGAGAGUAGUGAGACUGUGGCGGCGUCGUCGGGAAACUCAGCGAGGCCUCAAAGAGCAAAUAGGAAGCAAAUGAGGUAUGUGCUGAGUGAUUCGGAGAGUGAGUCUGGUAAUGAUUCUGAGUUUGACGAGAUCGAAGACGACGAAGAUGAAGAGUAGAUAGAACCAACUCGGUUCCUUUGGUUACUUCUUCCUUUGUAUUUUCAUGCUAUCUCUCAAACUUUGAAUUCUCGUGUCUCUCUUUAUGUUCCCUUUUAAGACUUAGGUGUUUUAACGAGCCCAGGAGGCUUUUGUUUGGUGGUUCUUUAUAACAUUUUGGUACAUUUGGAAAAUAAUCUUUAGCCUACACAACC